Molecule: messenger RNA, 309 nt
Organism: Ostrinia nubilalis (European corn borer)
Lineage: Eukaryota; Metazoa; Arthropoda; Insecta; Lepidoptera; Crambidae
Product: A-kinase anchor protein 14
Exons: 2
Coding region: 1-309 (102 amino acids)
Source: RefSeq, a predicted model, not a curated record
AUGGCGGCGCAACCAGUCGCCGGCUACCAACAAAAUAUCAUCCUUUUCGCCAUCUUGGCUUGCGCCGCCGCUGCGCCUGCACCUUCGCACGUGCUAGCUUACUCCGCCCCUGCUGUGGUGUCGUCUGUAGUCCAGCCUGCUGUGUCGAGCUACUCUGCAUACUCCAGCUCUGUAGUCCACGGCUCCCCUGUAGUGCCUGUAGUCCACUCAGCGCCUGUAGUCCACUCAGCUCCUGUAGUUCACUCAGUACCUCUUGUCCACUCAGUACCGGUCGCCUACUCCGCCCCUGUACACACAGUAUUAGUCUAA